Messenger RNA from Oncorhynchus masou masou (cherry salmon), 638 nucleotides. RefSeq names its product ETS-related transcription factor Elf-2-like. The annotation marks the transcript as partial. NCBI's taxonomy places the organism in Eukaryota, Metazoa, Chordata, Actinopteri, Salmoniformes, Salmonidae. The transcript is spliced from 3 exons. The record is from RefSeq and is a predicted model, not a curated record.
GUAUCACUACUGGUUUAUUUAGCUUGUUGAAAGACAGUCAAACAAAGCUCCUACCUUUUCCUAGAUGUCAUGGAUGAAUCAACAGCAGGAUGGUCUGAGCUGUGGCCUGGCUGCAGUACCAGAGGCCACCAGCGUGGGGCAGCAGAGCGAGGUGGGGCCAGGAGGCAGCAGUGAGUCGGCCGGGGCUGGAUCUCGCCUGGAGGGGCAUGCGUCAUGACCUCGGUGGUGCUCGUUGACAGUGGAGGGGCGGUGGUGGAGUAUAUGACCACCGUGGAGGACCCUCGUCAGGAGGGAGAGUGUGAGGAGGGAGACGUUGAAGCUGAAGUGGAGGUGGAGGUAGAGGUGGAGGGAGACAUGUUGGAAGAAGAGACAGACGAGGACCUGGAUGAAGAGGAGAACCCAGCAGUGAUCGUGGAGGAGGUCCCAGGCAGGGGGCUGGAGCAGUAUUUCUCUGCCCAUGUUCUGGUCUACGAUGACGGGACCUACCUGAUACAGGACGUGGGGGAAGAUCAGGAGGUGGAGACUGAGGUGGUGGAAACAGGUGAGAGACCGGGGUGGGAUGUACACACAGGCCUCGGUCUACAUAUAUCAUCUACCAUCUACCUACCCAACCUGAAUACACUAGUACCAUACAUUCA